Molecule: messenger RNA, 1668 nt
Organism: Aphanomyces astaci
Lineage: Eukaryota; Oomycota; Saprolegniomycetes; Saprolegniales; Verrucalvaceae
Exons: 1
Coding region: 1-1668 (555 amino acids)
Source: RefSeq, a predicted model, not a curated record
AUGCAGACUCGACGGGCCAAACGCAAGACUCAGGACGACGAUGCUGACGAUGAGACUCCCUCUCCAUCUACCGCCCCUUCCAGUGGUCAAGGGCGCGGUAGAUCAACAGUGCCUUCAUCCCGAGAUGGGCGUGGUCGUGGUCGUGGCGCGCGAGCUGGUAGGGCGAGUUCGAUGUCCCCUUCCAACCUGCUGCACGCUGCAGGCCAGCCAUCAUCUGCAUCCUCUGGUCCACCAAUCAACAUUCGUCGCACAAGUCCCACAACCACAACUGGCACGGACGGUCUAGGUUCUAACACUCCAAGAGCGUUGUUUCCAUCUACAGCGCCACCCACUCCGACAGCCACGCCACACACCCCAAACCCGCCUAUUCCUGCCAACCAUAUCUUGCCGCAGCUGUUGACAUUUCUUCCCCAUACCAGGCCUGCUCAGCUCACCCCAGAACAACAAGCCAUCAUGGGGAGCCCAGGGGUUCCGGGGGUCCCUGGGUAUACUGGGAGUAUUAGAAGUGGGGUACCUGUACAACCAACUGGGCCACAACCUUCACCGAUGCCACCACCCUCCACUGCAGCUAGUGCUUCGCCAGGGCCUACAUCAACUGCACCAUCAUCCACGCUAGGUUCAUCAACAAUUCCAGCGCAAGUCCCUCCACUUCAAAUGGCCGCGGCAUCGGCUUCCCCAACCAACCCAAUGCUUGCUAGGCCAUCUGGGAAUGGCGGGAGUCCUGGGUCGCAAACCACCAGUCAACCGACAAUUCCGGCUCCGAGUGUAGGGACUAUUGGGUUGCCAGGGUCGGCUGGGUCAGCCGGGUCAUCAAUUCCCAUGGGUACCACCCCGCCUCGACCGUGGAGUGCUCGAAUCGACGCGCUGGUGAGCCGGAUAGAUCAAAUGAAUGUUCGACAAGAAGAGGAUCGUGAACAUGCUUCUGCAAUGACAGAGCGGUUGGGGGUCGUGGAGAAGUCCUUGAGCAAGUUGCAGAAGGAGGCGACGGCUCUCCGCGCCUCGGUUGGGAACGCGAAUCGAUCGCACAAGGAGUUGAAAGGCUCCGUCACGUCUUCUUUAUCUCAAGUCGACGAUCAAAUCCGACAGCUGACCGAUUACAUUGAAGAAAAUGUGCGCCGUUUGGAUGGGCAGUUGUCGAGCAUGACUUCCGCUGCGAUCAGUCAGCUACCUCGUAUCCCUUCGUCCACCCCUGCUAUCGUUGUUGGUCAGCCUUCUUUUGCACCUCUUGUUGCCCCUGACGCAGCAGCUGGUCGAGCCCUGUGCAACUCGAUCGAUCCACGCACCCACUUGGUGUGCCUCAAUUUGCGCGCCACUUGUGACAGUCGUCGCACGGGGAAACAUGUCGAUCCAGGGGUGAUCACCCCUAUGUCAGUCCUAUGUCCUUGUGAUCGUACGAAGCGAAAGGUUCCUUGCAAGGCGCUGCUGAUGUCCUGUGCGCAACCACUCCAUGCUGACCAUCGUCGGCGUCGAAUAGAAGAGUUGUUGAGACAAGGCUCCCUACCAUUCACCCUUGCUAUGCUGCAGGAGUUCCUUGAGAAGGCUGGUUUGUUGCCAGCGUCUGGCGUUGGCCCCAAGAGCAUCCAUCCCCAGCAUCCAGGCCCAUCUCGCGGUCCGCGUUCCGACGACGACGCUGAUGAUGAUGCUGGUAGCGGAAUACUCUCUCUUUAG